UCAAGCUCGUAGUCAACACCAGGAAGCCGCCUUUACUCCCCCACGAAGCCGCCGAAUCUCGCGCCCACCUCAACCACCCUAAGCCUUCUUCGCGCAGUCUCUAGCACCCUGCCAUUACUCACUCUCCGCCAGCACACUCACCAAUAUGUUCAUAGCGCGAAGUGAAUAUGAUCGUGGUAUCAACACCUUCUCCCCCGAAGGCCGCCUCUUCCAAGUCGAAUACUCUCUAGAAGCCAUCAAGCUCGGUUCAACAGCAAUAGGCGUAGCUACGGGCGAUGGCGUAAUUCUGGGCGUCGAGAAGCGAGUAACAUCCACCCUGCUCGAAACCAGCUCUGUCGAGAAGAUCGUCGAGAUUGACCGACACAUUGGAUGCGCCAUGUCGGGUCUGCAGGCCGACGCCCGGAGUAUGAUCGAGCAUGCCCGAGUAGAGUCGCAAAACCACGCCUUCAACUACAACGAGCCGCUGCGGGUUGAGAGCUGUACCCAGGCGAUAUGUGAUCUGGCGCUGAGGUUUGGUGAGGGUGCGGAAGGAGAGGAGAGCAUAAUGUCAAGGCCGUUUGGUGUGGCGCUGUUGAUUGCAGGAUAUGAUGAAGACGGCCCAAGUCUCUACCACGCUGAGCCCUCUGGUACCUUCUACCGCUACGACGCCAAAGCCAUUGGCUCCGGCUCCGAAGGCGCUCAAGCCGAACUCCAGAACGAAUUCCACAAGUCUCUAACUCUCCCUGAGGCCGAAGUCCUCGUUCUCAAGACGCUCAAGCAGGUCAUGGAGGAGAAAUUGGAUAGCAAGAACGUGCAGUUAGCGAGCGUGACGAAGAACGAUGGUUUCAAGAUCUAUACCGACGAACAGAUGGAGCAGGUUGUAGGGAGACUACCUGCAAAUUAGAAGCUGCGUGGGUUAAGUGCAAGCCAACCGGUAUGGUAGAUGAGCGACAUGCGAAAUGAUGGGGUAUCAAGCCACUUUUGGCAUCCCAUAGCCCGAUGAUACAAAAUA
Molecule: messenger RNA, 991 nt
Organism: Lindgomyces ingoldianus
Lineage: Eukaryota; Fungi; Ascomycota; Dothideomycetes; Pleosporales; Lindgomycetaceae
Product: N-terminal nucleophile aminohydrolase
Exons: 6
Coding region: 146-883 (245 amino acids)
Biological process (GO): proteasome-mediated ubiquitin-dependent protein catabolic process
Cellular component (GO): proteasome core complex, alpha-subunit complex; proteasome core complex; nucleus
Source: RefSeq, a predicted model, not a curated record